AUGGCUUUAUCUCCUGGAGAUCCACACUCCUUUUCAAAACCAGAAUUUGCACGUGUAACUAACAUUCAUUUAGAACUAUAUGUAGACUUUCAUCGAUGAGUUCUUAAAGGAAAAGCGAUUUUGACUAUUGAAAAAUGUAAAAUUCAAAUUGAAUAUGAAACAAGUCCAGACUCACCUACGUUAUAUUGGCUAACACCUGCACAAAUUGCCGAUGAUACACAUCCUUUCCUAUUGUCUAACAACAAGUUAACAUUCGCUAGAGCAGUAUUUUCCUGCCAAGAUACAUCAUCUGUCAAAUUUUCGUACACUGCUACGAUUACAGUGCCAAAAGAUUUUACAGCUAUAAUGUCUGCACUUUGGCAAAAUGUAAUUAAAGAUUCGGAGUUAAACCUAUAUAAUUUUCUGCAAGCGAAACAAGUAGCGUCUUACGCAGUAAUUAUUGCUGUAGAUUCACUACAGAAAAAACAUCUUAGUAUAAGAAGCAAUGUGUUUGCUGAGAAGAAAUUUAUUAAUGAAGCUGUCAAUACAUAUAUUUCUAUCAGUUCACUCUCUCUAAGUAUCGCACAGAGCUGGGCAGGACAUUUAGUUACGUGUGCAAAUUAUAAUCAUUUGUGGCUAAAUAAAAGUAUCAGCAUGUUUGUUAGCAGGAAAAUCAUUUACUUCAUUAGACAUGUACCCUACGAACUAGGAAGUAUAUUUUUAAAUAACCUAGAGAAUAUCGUAGGAGGAUCUUUAGUAUUCGAAGAAUUUCUUAAAUCUUAUUUUUUUAAUUUCGAAUAUAAAAGUAUAAAGACGGAUGAUUGAAAGGAGUAUUUUUAUAAUUGCUUUGCUGAAGUAAUGAAUAUAAAGUUAUGUAUUAAUUGGAACUUAUGGUUCUAUAAUACUCCUCGUAAACAUAAAAAUAUAGAUCAUGAAACCACAUGGGAAAUAGAGUGUUUGAAAUUAGCAGAAACAUGGGCCAGAUGGGAUGAUGAUAUUGAUGAUGAACUUUCUUUUAUAUCUAUUUUAUAUAAAAAAAAAGACUUUUGUGAUAUUGAAGAAAUAAUGAGGCUACAUUUUGUAGUAACGGACAGCUUAAUAGACACAACUGCCAUUAUUGAUCAGAUGUUAAUCCCCACUGAGAACGUUGAUAGACACAGUUACUUAUCGUUGCUAAGAGAUCACUUACCAGGCUUAUUAGAAGAUGUUGACUUAGCAACAAGAGCAAAAAUGUGGCUUCAACAAGAUGGUGCUGCACCGCAUUAUGCACUCAUUGUACGUGCCUUUUUAAAUGCCACUUAUAAUGACAGAUGGAUUGGACGAAGGGGUCCAGUUGAAUGGCCUCCUUGA
Messenger RNA from Trachymyrmex cornetzi, 1329 nucleotides. RefSeq names its product leukotriene A-4 hydrolase. The record is from RefSeq and is a predicted model, not a curated record. Gene Ontology annotation, biological process: peptide catabolic process. NCBI's taxonomy places the organism in Eukaryota, Metazoa, Arthropoda, Insecta, Hymenoptera, Formicidae. The transcript has 10 exons. Gene Ontology annotation, molecular function: nucleic acid binding; aminopeptidase activity; epoxide hydrolase activity. Gene Ontology annotation, cellular component: cytosol.